Messenger RNA from Musa acuminata subsp. malaccensis (wild Malaysian banana), 1332 nucleotides. RefSeq names its product 3-oxoacyl-[acyl-carrier-protein] reductase 4. Lineage: Eukaryota; Viridiplantae; Streptophyta; Magnoliopsida; Zingiberales; Musaceae. Gene Ontology annotation, molecular function: 3-oxoacyl-[acyl-carrier-protein] reductase (NADPH) activity; NAD binding. The record is from RefSeq and is a predicted model, not a curated record. Gene Ontology annotation, biological process: fatty acid biosynthetic process.
CAUUCCAAAACCCGCAACUCGUCUCCUUCGCCUUCGGGGAUUCCAAGAAUUCCGACGCGACCUCGCCUUUUUAGUUCAUUCCUACUCCAUUUCUCUGGCAACCAUCCGUCCCUACGGAUCCGGUCUCUCUUUUCGCCUUCUGGCGCUCUCCAGAUCUGUGAUGGCGGCGUCUUCCAUUGUUUUCACUGGCCUUUCUUUGAUCCCCGUCAGAUCCGGUCCUCUCCGGAGGUCCGCGAACCUCCACAGCUUCCUUCCGAUGUCCAGGCAUGGAUUCGUCGCCAUGUCGCUGUCCCUCAACUCCAACUCCAGACCUGAUAGAACUGUCGCCUUCUCUGGUGUAAGGACGUAUGUUGCAGCUGUUGAACAGUCAAUUACUACAGAGGCUCAAAAAGUGGAAGCACCUGUUGUCAUUGUUACUGGAGCGUCUAGAGGUAUAGGAAAAGCGAUAGCUUUAACACUAGGCAAAGCUGGUUGCAAGGUUCUCGUGAAUUAUGCACGAUCAUCAAAGGAAGCUGAAGAAGUCUCCAAAGAAAUAGAUGCAUACGGUGGUCAAGCCAUUACUUUUGGUGGAGAUGUUUCCAAAGAAGCUGAUGUGGAAUCUAUGAUAAAAACUGCAGUUGAUACAUGGGGAACGGUUGACAUUUUAGUCAACAAUGCAGGAAUUACACGGGACACUCUGUUGAUGAGAAUGAAAAAAUCACAAUGGCAGGAAGUCAUUGACCUGAAUCUUACUGGUGUUUUCCUUUGCACACAGGCAGCAGCCAAAAUUAUGUUGAAGAAGAAAAAGGGAAGGAUCAUCAACAUAGCAUCUGUUGUUGGACUAGUGGGGAACAUUGGCCAAGCUAAUUAUAGUGCUGCAAAGGCAGGGGUGAUUGGUUUUACUAAAACUGUUGCAAAAGAAUAUGCAAGCAGAAAUAUCAAUGUUAAUGCUGUCGCUCCUGGGUUCAUUGCAUCUGAUAUGACUGCUAAACUAGGAGAAGACAUCGAAAAGAAAAUAUUGCAGACCAUUCCAUUAGCGAGGUAUGGCCAACCAGAAGAAGUUGCUGGCUUAGUGGAGUUCUUGGCCCUUAAUCCUGCAUCGAGUUACAUUACCGGGCAGGUCUUUACCAUUGAUGGCGGGAUGGUUAUGUAAACAUGGGAUGAGUUUUUCCGUCUUGAAGAACCUCUAACCUUUAUGUGGAUUGCUAUGUUCACUGGCAUGUUAGAGUUUGGACAACUAUGCAAACUUUCCUUUUUAUCAGUUGUUUCCCUUUUUUCGUUUUGUUGAAUGCUAAAUUUUGAACUACUGCCUGGAAAUAAGAUUAUAAAGAACUCAGUUAUUUCAAAGCAUUA